Anoplopoma fimbria (sablefish) is the source of this 1583-nucleotide messenger RNA. It is a transcript of the gene carm1l, whose product is annotated as coactivator-associated arginine methyltransferase 1, like. Gene Ontology annotation, biological process: peptidyl-arginine methylation. NCBI's taxonomy places the organism in Eukaryota, Metazoa, Chordata, Actinopteri, Perciformes, Anoplopomatidae. The transcript has 13 exons. Bases 1 to 1542 code for a protein of 513 amino acids. The record is from RefSeq and is a predicted model, not a curated record. Gene Ontology annotation, molecular function: protein-arginine N-methyltransferase activity.
AUGGAGGAGAAGAGCGGAGAGUCAUCGGCUUUCUCCGUCAGGGUCUUCACCCUGCAGGAGGAGGUGCCGGCUGAGGAGGAGCACAUGGAGACACCUGAGGAGGAGGUGCAGGUCCAGGAGGAGGAGGAGGCGAGCAGAGAGCAGCAGGUCAGCGUGAGCAGACAAGGAGCAGGGCAGGAGCUCACUGUGCUCCUCAGCACGGGGCUGGAGGCUCAGCAGCUCACUGUGCAGGAUGCCAACGGAGCAUCGGUCUUCCAGCUCACCGUUUCCACGGAGACGGACUGCUGCCAGGUCGGAGGACAGUCCUUCCUGGUCACCGUCGGCAAACUGAGUCUGCUGCUGCAGUUCAAAACUCCAGCUGAUAUGAAGAACUUCCAGCGGUUAUUGAAGACCCGAGAUGAUGAAGAGACUAGGGAAGGUUGCACAGAAGGAGAUGAGAGAGCUGACAAGGAUGUAGAGAGAGGCCUAACAAGACAUCCAAGGACUGAAAAUGCUCCAACACAGGACUACCAGUUCCACAGCUGUCUGUCCCAGCAGCAGAACCUGCUCCAGGACUGCCUGAGGAUCGCCACCUACCAGAAAGCCAUUUUACUCAACGAGAGUGACUUCAGAGACAAGGUGGUUCUGGAUGUGUGUUGUGGUUCUGGUAUUCUGUCUUUCUUUGCAGUCCAGGCAGGAGCCACCAGAGUGUAUGCUGUUGAGUCCAACCCUAUGGCCAAGUUUACACAGAUCCUGGUCCAGAAUAACUGUCAGUCUGAGCGGAUCAGGCUUCUAGAAGGGAAGGUGGAGGAGGUCAGCUGUCCCGACAUGGUGGACGCCAUUGUCUCUGAGCCAAUAGGAUACAUGCUGCUCAGUCAAAGACUCAUGGAGAGCUUCUUGCAUGCCAGAAAAUGGCUGAAACCCAAUGGUCUGAUGUUUCCUUCCUAUGGAGAUAUCCAUCUGGCUCCCUUCAGUGACGAGCAGCUCUACUUCGAACACCACGCGCGAGCUAGUUUCUGGCAGCAGAGAAACUUCUAUGGAAUUAACUUGAAUGCUCUUCACAACGCUGCAGUGGAUGAGUUUUUCAAACAGCCGAUAGUGGACUCGUUUGAUGUGCAGAUCCUGAUGGCCAGGUCUGUCAAGCACCGCAUCAACUUCAAGGAGGCUAAAGAAGAGGAUUUACACAGGAUGGAGAUUCCCUUUGUGUUUACGCUGCUGCAGUCCGGCCUGGUCCAUGGACUCGCCUUCUGGUUCGAUGUGGCCUAUUCGGGAUCCAAGUCAACAGUGUGGCUCUCCACGGCUCCCACGGAGCCUCUGACCCGCUGGUAUCAGGUCAGAUGUUUGCUUCAGACGCCGCUGUUCGCCAAGCUGGGACAAACGCUGUCUGGGACGGUCCUGCUGUCCGCCAACGACAGGGAGAGCUACGACAUCCACAUCACCGCCACAGUCGACCAAUCGGGCUUCAGAUCUGGAAACGUCCUGGACCUCAAGAACCCCUUCUUCAGGUUACUCCUUCUCCCUCUGAUACAUUCAAAAAAAAUAGAACCAGAUGCUAUAAGAUAAGAUAAGAUAAGAUAAUCCUUUAUUAGUCCCGCAGCGGGGAC